AUGGAAACCACUCUCACACACCGGCCAUGGGAGCCUGCCACAACGGGACCGCAGGGUAUCCCAACCACUCAGACCCUGCCUUCGAUCUCAACAUUGACAGCGAGCAUGACGGGUAUUCCGACCCAGGCGGAGAAAUCGCCUGGAAAUGCCUCGCUGAAUACAAUCGAGCGAGAUUCAGGGAACUGGUCUAUGCCUCAGAGUACAAGAUCUUCGACUUAUUCCACCGCGACGAACGGCACCGGAAACUACCCCUCUCUUUCAUUCCUCACAUCCUCACAACCAUCCCCAAAUCGCGUUUCCCUUGUCUCCGACCGAUCUCCAUACCCCAAUGACCUCUCCAGUACCACUACCCCUUCUUCAGCCGGAGCCCAGCCAUCCCCCAAUUUCGGUCACGCUCAACCCCCGACGACACUACCUUCCAUAAACCAAAAUUACGAUGCCCCUUCCCAGAGAGCCAGCAUCGCGGAGCCGGCAGAGUCGCGACGGAGCAGCGUGGAUAGCAGGAUGAAUCAGGGAAUCAGCUCUCUCGCCAUCAACCCGGCUUCCCCAUACCAUAGCACGAACGCCUCGCAGUCGUCAAUUGUUUCUGGACUACAACGGGAACGUGGGAUUUCGAUGGAUGUUAAUAUGAACAACGCUUACCGGGGUCCUCGCUACUCUGCCGGACAACCUCUUUCUCCACUUGGCCCAAGAGCUGGCGAGCAUCGUAGCUUUGCGGCUGGCCGCACUGCACCUGCGAUUUCCUCGAACCCUCGGUCCGAAAUUUACAAUGCGGAGGCGCCCACUGCGGGUCUCGCGUAUGCCUUCCCAGAUCCAGAUGUCGCCCGGUCGAAUUCCGUUUCGUCUACUGCCGAUAGACCUCUUAACGGCCAUCAGUUCACUCGGAAAGGAAGCACGGCAGAGUCUCUGGCCAGCAGUGUGUACUCCGAUGCACGCCUACCCCGUGGACAACAUGAACUUCCUCAAAAUGUACAUCACCAUACGCUUCAGCAUAAACAAGUCCGUGGUUUGAUUGGCGAGGCGGAAGCGCAUGGCGGCAGCACUCCCUACAGCCGCACACCAGAAUUGCGCGUCACCCACAAGCUAGCUGAGCGGAAGCGCCGGAGCGAGAUGAAAGAUUGUUUCGAGGCCCUACGCGUCCGUCUUCCUCAGAGUCAGAACAACAAAUCUAGCAAAUGGGAGACUCUCACUAGAGCCAUCGAGUACAUAAGCCAUCUGGAAAAGAUGCUCAACAAUGCUCGCCGCGACAACGACGUUCUGAGGAGUGAGGUUGAUGAAUUACGCGCGCAGCUAAACCAGCAGCAAUCCAAUGGACAGUCGCGCCAGGCGUCAAUAUUCGAGCAUCACACCAUCCCCGCUCCGCAGACGAACGGUCAGGUACACGGUCCGAUCUACCCCAGCUACGCCCAAGGCUCUGCCAUGGCGCAAGAGCAGCCUCGUACACUACCCCCACUUAUGAAUGGGUCUGUUGCUCCUAUGCAAGGCGUACAGUACACCGAUGAUCGACGGUAG
Molecule: messenger RNA, 1512 nt
Organism: Aspergillus uvarum CBS 121591
Lineage: Eukaryota; Fungi; Ascomycota; Eurotiomycetes; Eurotiales; Aspergillaceae
Product: putative HLH transcription factor (Hpa3)
Exons: 4
Coding region: 1-1512 (503 amino acids)
Biological process (GO): positive regulation of transcription by RNA polymerase II
Cellular component (GO): RNA polymerase II transcription regulator complex
Molecular function (GO): DNA-binding transcription factor activity; protein dimerization activity
Source: RefSeq, a predicted model, not a curated record